Molecule: messenger RNA, 791 nt
Organism: Brassica oleracea var. oleracea
Lineage: Eukaryota; Viridiplantae; Streptophyta; Magnoliopsida; Brassicales; Brassicaceae
Product: peptidyl-prolyl cis-trans isomerase CYP20-1
Exons: 7
Coding region: 62-679 (205 amino acids)
Biological process (GO): protein peptidyl-prolyl isomerization; protein folding
Cellular component (GO): intracellular membrane-bounded organelle
Molecular function (GO): peptidyl-prolyl cis-trans isomerase activity
Source: RefSeq, a predicted model, not a curated record
UCGCGGAAAUAGAGAAAAAGGGAGUCCAUCCGGAGAGAAACACUUUAGUGCAGUGUGCGAGAUGAUGGCGAGCUCAGUGACGCUGCUUCUAUGGAGUCUUCUUCUUCUCGGAACUCUAAGCGCGAUUCAGGCUAAGAAGUCCAAGGAAAACUUAAAGGAGAUCACACACAAGGUUUAUUUUGAUGUUGAGAUUGAUGGGAAAGAAGCUGGUCGUAUUGUCAUGGGUCUAUUUGGAAAGACAGUCCCUAAAACUGCAGAGAAUUUCCGAGCUUUGUGCACAGGGGAGAAAGGAAUAGGUAAGAAAGGGAAGGCUCUACAUUACAAGGGGAGCUCCUUCCAUAGAAUCAUACCAAGCUUUAUGCUCCAGGGAGGCGAUUUCACCCAUGGCAAUGGUAUGGGAGGAGAGUCUAUCUAUGGUGAGACGUUUGCUGAUGAGAACUUCAAACUCAAGCAUACUGGUCCAGGGUUUCUAUCAAUGGCAAACGCCGGCCAAGACACCAACGGAUCUCAGUUUUUCAUCACAACAGUAACAACAAGCUGGUUGGACGGGAGGCACGUAGUCUUCGGGAAGGUAGUGUCGGGAAUGGACGUUGUGUACAAAAUCGAAGCUGAGGGGAAUCAGAGCGGAACUCCUAAGAGUAAAGUUGUGAUCGUUGACAGUGGCGAGCUUCCUCUGUAGCUCAAACUCUCUUGUAGUUUUCUCCAUCUGUUCCUAAAUCUAGUGCUUGACGACUUUUGUGUUUAAACGACUAUCUUAGCCAUUUGAUAAAGAUUCGACCAUUCUGGUUUCA